AUGAAGCUCUCGACCUUUCUCGCAGCUAGCUCAGCUGUGCUUCGAGGCGUCGAUGCCUUCGUCCCCUCCCUUCACCUUGACCGACGAUCAACUUGUGCUGGUAACACAGCCUCGAGUAGGUCGGAAUGGUGUGACUACUCCGUUGACACUGAUUAUACCACUGAAGUUGUUGAUACGGGAGUUACACGAGAGUAUUGGCUUGAGUUGACGGAUGUCACUGUCGCUCCAGAUGGUGUCUCACGCUCUGCCAUGGCGGUCAAUGGAACCAUCCCCGGACCAACUCUCUUCGCAGACUGGGGUGACACAGUCACUGUUCAUGUCACCAACUCACUUACCACAUCGUUGAACGGCACCAGCAUGCAUUGGCAUGGCAUCCGUCAGAACUACACCAACCAAAACGACGGCGUCUCAUCCAUCACCCAGUGUCCUCUUGCUGUUGACGAAACAGUCACCUACACCUGGAAGGCUACCCAGUAUGGCUCAACUUGGUAUCAUUCCCACUGGGCUCUUCAAGCCUGGCAAGGUAUCUUUGGUGGUAUUAUCAUCAACGGUCCUGCCACUGCAGACUACGACGAAGAUCUCGGCAUGCUGUUCCUCAAUGACUGGGAUCAUCAAACUGUAGAUGAGCUAUACUCUUCAGCCGAGACGAACGGCCCUCCCACGUUGGACAACGGACUCAUCAACGGAACAAAUGUCUACGGUGACGAUGACAGCUCGUCUCAGACUGGCACUCGAUUCAAUGUCUCAUUCACAUCUGGUACCUCAUACCGCAUGAGACUUGUCGAUGCCUCUGUAGACACUCACUGGAAGUUCUCCAUUGACAACCAUACCUUGACUGUUAUUGCGGCAGAUCUUGUGCCAAUUACACCAUAUGAAACUACAGUUUUGGAUAUUGGAAUGGGCCAACGCUACGAUAUCAUUGUGACCGCAAACCAAGCCGACGUCGCUGAUAACUUCUGGAUGCGUGCCAUUCCGCAGGCUGCCUGCUCCGAUAACGACUCAUCUGAUAACAUCAAGGGCAUUGUCUACUACGGCGACAGUCCUGGCACACCAUCCACAACUGCCUAUGACUAUACUGACAGCUGCGAUGAUGAGACGGAUAACAUCGUACCAUACAUAUCCAAGUCAGUGGAAGACGCUGAUUGGGAUGACCUCGAAACAGCUACGGUGGGUAAGAACACAGCUGGCCUGUUCAAAUGGAUGCUCAACAGCACAAGUAUGCUGGUGGAUUGGGCUGAUCCUACACUUGCGCAAGUCCUCAAUGGUUCAACAGAUUAUGAGACCGAUGAUGCUGUCAUUGAACUCAGCGAGGCUAACAAGUGGGUUUACUUUGUGGUUGAGACAACUCUCCCAGUGCCACACCCUAUCCAUCUGCACGGUCACGACUUCUUCAUUCUUGCCCAGGAUACUGGUACCUACUCAUCUUCCGUAACAUUGAAUACUUCCAACCCCCCUCGUCGCGACACGGCCAUGCUGCCUGCGAAUGGAUAUCUAGUGAUGGCUUGGGAGACGGACAAUCCUGGUGUAUGGCUUUGCCAUUGCCACAUCGGGUGGCAUACUUCGGAAGGCUUCGCUCUGCAAUUCGUUGAGCGAGCGGAUGAGAUUGCUGGUAUCUCAGAAUCGAGCUACGUCUCAGACGUGUGUGAUAGUUGGGAUACAUUCCAGGGAGUGAGCUCCAUCGAACAAGAGGAUUCCGGCGUUUAG
Molecule: messenger RNA, 1704 nt
Organism: Fusarium sp. VM40
Lineage: Eukaryota; Fungi; Ascomycota; Sordariomycetes; Hypocreales; Nectriaceae
Source: the annotation of a GenBank genome assembly